AUGGGGAUGACUGAGUGUGGUAGAGAUCCCAGAAUUGAAGCAGGGAAGCCGGCUACAAUUAGUGAGCCCUGGAGUGGGCUCUCAGCUAGGUUUUGCCAUAAACCACUAGCCAUGGCAAGAUCUGGGGACCACUCUCCAAGUGGGGGCCCAGCAAGUGGACAGCCCUCCUCCUUCCCCUGGGAGGAGAAGUACGUGUGUGCACAGGAUAAAGCAGGGGAGCAGGGGCCCAGCAAACAGCAGACCUGCUGUGAGACCCCUGCCCUCCCUCUGGGAGUAUUGGUGCAGAGACUGGCCCGUGCCUUCUUCACUGGUUCUUCCAGAUCCACAUUAGCCAUAACUCAGCCAUUCCUGAUUCCCAAAAUACUGAAGACAGGCUUCAUGAAUAUGGAAGCCACUGAAGAAAGCCCAGCAGAGAACCAAAGCCUGGCUCCAGGCACCUCAGUCACAUUGAAUAGUGACACUGGUGCAGAUAAGGUUCUUGCUUCACUAAAGGGUAAGAGGAAGAGGAAAGGGUACUUUCCAACUGAGUCAGUGAAGAUCCUCCGAGAUUGGCUGUAUGAACACCGGUUUAGGGCCUACCCUUCAGAAGCGGAGAAACGAAUGCUGUCCAAGCAGACUAAUUUGUCUUUCCUGCAGAUCUCUAACUGGUUUAUCAAUGCCCGCAGACGUGUUCUUCCAGAAAUGCUUCAACAGGAUGGAAAUGACCCCAACCAGAUCACCAUGUACCACCAAAAACGCAAGGCAGCUGAUGUGACCCAUGAGCAGAGCACAGAUUCAUCUAUACAGGCCAGGUCAGGGCACAGAGAUCCAGACAAAAUGCAGUGCCUGCCCUUGAGCCUUCUUCCAAUGGGCAAGAAGUCAGGGAAGAAGCUGCUAGAUUCAGAGUUGUCUCCAGGCCAGAAGCUCACCCCAAAGGCCCAGCCGAAGAAAAAGGUCAAGUUUGCCGCUAGUGAACCCUUGCUUAUGACAUCUCCCCAACCUGUGUUAACAGAGGAGUACAAGGAUUUCAGCAACUUCCAGCUGCUGGUUGAUGUAGCAGUGCAAAAGGCUGCAGAACUGGAGCUACUGAAGAAGCAAGAGCCCAAUGCAUGAUAUCCAACA
Messenger RNA from Ailuropoda melanoleuca (giant panda), 1101 nucleotides. It is a transcript of the gene TGIF2LX, whose product is annotated as TGFB induced factor homeobox 2 like X-linked. The record is from RefSeq and is a predicted model, not a curated record. Bases 1 to 1092 code for a protein of 363 amino acids. Gene Ontology annotation, molecular function: DNA binding. Gene Ontology annotation, biological process: regulation of DNA-templated transcription. The transcript is spliced from 2 exons. Lineage: Eukaryota; Metazoa; Chordata; Mammalia; Carnivora; Ursidae.